Molecule: messenger RNA, 857 nt
Organism: Sphaeroforma arctica JP610
Lineage: Eukaryota; Ichthyosporea; Ichthyophonida
Exons: 1
Coding region: 54-857 (267 amino acids)
Source: RefSeq, a predicted model, not a curated record
GUAGUACAGUACAAACUUGUCGAAUUGAGAGUCGUAUUUAGUUUCUAUUAUAUAUGGCCCCUAAUCUUAAAAUGAAAUAUUUCAUAUUAUACGCGUGUUUUCUCCUUGCUUCGUAUGUCAGUGCUCAUUCCAUAUCUCGACGUAGCGACGAUUGCCCUGUUAGCUGUGAAAAUGGAAUAGUAGAGGAGACUCAAAUGGAGGCCGAAAGGAUAUGGGGGUUAACUAUAUCUGGGAGUGGUAGCUCAAUAUGUGAUGGAAGAUCACCAAAAGCUGAUGUUAUGAUGACAGCCCCUAUGGAUGCAUGCCUACGAAAGGCGUACAUUUGUGAGCUUGAUUUGCUUGAAGCUGCUGCUAUAGACGAUUGUGACGUUGAUGUUGGUGAUGGUGUUGACGGUGUUAAUAAUGAUGUUGAUGAUGAUGAUGGUGUUGACGGUGUUAAUAAUGAUGAUGAUGAUGAUGUAGAAGAAAGCGAAGCAGAAGACUUAUCGGAAGCCUUAGAAGACUUAUCGGAAGAUUUUCAGGAAGACAUACCGAAAGCGGCAGUCGCGACUGCUACUCCUAGCCAACACACAGUUAGGAAAGAUGCCCCUGACCCCGCAUUAUUUGAGAACCCCUCUGCAACUGAUGGUGUUGUUACCGAUCCUGAGACUCAGAACAUACAACCUGGCUCUAAGCUAGAAAAACCGAAUGAGGAGUUUGUCAUGUCAAAUGUAACUCAAAAGGCUGAGAAAGUAGCUUCUACAUUGGAAGCAUCAGAGGAGGAGGUCGUCCCAACAACAAUUGUUGUUCAAAAUACGACGGCCGAUAGUAGCGAGACGUCCACUCCGUUGAUGCUGAACAGCCUGUUGGCUCAAUAG